CGAAAACAAAAAGAGUGUAAACUAAGGGCAAAAAUUUGCUAUUUUCAGAACGCCAACGCCAGGAUAAAGAAGAAAAAGUUCGACUUCACACAUCUAGCUGAAUCAAUUGAGAUCGAAGAACGUGAAAAAGCCAAAGUACAUUUGGUUAUUCGGUUACAUCAGUUUCUUCUACCAGGAAGAGGUCGCGGUAGCGGUAAGUCAAAUCGUCCAAAGAAGGAAUUCAUCUGCAAAUACUGUAACCGACACUUCACCAAAUCCUACAAUCUUCUCAUCCAUGAACGUACUCAUACGGAUGAACGCCCUUAUUCCUGUGACACUUGCGGCAAGGCGUUUCGGCGUCAGGAUCAUCUUAGAGACCACAAAUUCAUUCACUCGAAGGAGAAGCCGUUUAAGUGUGACGUUUGCGGGAAGGGGUUCUGUCAGUCCCGAACGCUUCAAGUUCAUCGUACGUCUCAUGCAGAAUGUACAAGUGGUCAGAGUGGUCACGACAUCGUCAAUCAGGUGUGUACCUUAUACUUUGUGCUUCAGCUAAGCGAGGUUGUUUAUAUUAACGGUGGCUAA
Molecule: messenger RNA, 561 nt
Organism: Angiostrongylus costaricensis
Lineage: Eukaryota; Metazoa; Nematoda; Chromadorea; Rhabditida; Metastrongylidae
Source: the annotation of a GenBank genome assembly